Molecule: messenger RNA, 1662 nt
Organism: Scomber scombrus (Atlantic mackerel)
Lineage: Eukaryota; Metazoa; Chordata; Actinopteri; Scombriformes; Scombridae
Gene: sec22a
Product: SEC22 homolog A, vesicle trafficking protein
Exons: 8
Coding region: 273-1184 (303 amino acids)
Biological process (GO): endoplasmic reticulum to Golgi vesicle-mediated transport
Source: RefSeq, a predicted model, not a curated record
GUCGCUGCAGUUAGCAGUUAGCUGUGUGCAAAGAGACACAGCUGCACAUCACUGAUUUCUACAUGAUGCUACACCCGUUUAGCAGCAGUUGCCAUGGUGAAUCGAGGUAUCGGGGCUCCAUUGAUGUUGGCUUUUUAUAGUGGUCGCGCACACGGUUAAUUCAAGGUGAACAUACUCAGAGUUGAUUGAACUAAAUCAAAUCAGCUGUUCUGGAACCGGAUACUAAGAGUUUCCCAUCUCAGAGGUUUCAGUGACGGUGUCAGAGCUGUAAGAUGUCGAUGGUGGUGUUCGCCUCCGUGGUCCGGGUCAGGGACGGCCUGCCUCUGUCCGCGUCCACCGACUACGAGCAGGACAAAGAGCUCCAGGAGACCAAGAAGCACCUCAAAGGUCUCUCCAAGAAGCUGAGCCAGUUCCCCGACCGCUGCACGCUCAGGACGGGGCCGUAUAAUGUCAAUUUCACGAGCUCACUGGGUGUCGGGUAUCUGAUGGUGUGCACUGCAAACUACCCCAACGUGCUGGCCUUCUGCUUCCUGGACGAGCUGCAAAAGGAGUUCAUCGUCACCUACGACCCGAACAGGAUCAGCGGCGCCGUGCGGCCGUACUCCUUCAUAGAGUUUGACACUUUCAUCCAGAAGACUAAACAGCGCUACAACAGCCCUCGCUCGCUGUCCACAAAGAUCAACCUGGCCGACAUGCAGACGGAGAUCAAGCUGCGACCGCCGUACCAGCUGUCCCCCGAGGACCUGCAGACUAUCAACGGAUUCUCAGUGCACACGCCCUCCAAGUACAAGGGCAUAGCUCCCACACAGAUGUUGGAGCCGGUGACUCUCCCCGGCAUCGUCUCCUGUGUGCUCAGUGUCCUCUGCGGAGGCCUGAACCUGCUGAGAGGAGUCCACGCUAUUGAGAGUAUACUACAGAACGACGAUGAAGACUUUAAUUAUGUGAUUGCCUUCUUCCUCGGCACAGCGGCCUGUCUGUAUCAGUGCUACCUGUUUGCCUACUUCUCUGUGUGGAGGAACAGUAAGUCCUUCUUGGCGUUUGCACUCAUCUGUCUGUCCAACAUGUAUCUUUAUGAACUGAGGAACAUGUGGCAGAUCCUCUUCCAUGUGGCGGUGGGGGCCUUCAUGACCCUGCAAAUCAAACUGAGGCAACCGCUGGGCAAAGCACCAGAUUACAACGUCUGACAAAGGCCUUAAACACGAAAGGACUUAACGGACCUCCUCUCAGACGUCCCACACACACACACACACAUGCAGCACAGAUGGCACAGAAGCCAGUCUGGGGACAACGUUCAGGAAGACAAACCAAAAAAAAAAAAUAGUCGCAGCACCACAGUUGGACUUGGAGAAACUCUGCCGCAGCACCGAGCAUAUAUGGAUCUUAUUUGAUAGAUUUUUUUUUGGAGCCAUUGUUUAACAAAUAUGUUUUCUUAUUUAAAGUUGAAGUCGGAGUCCUGCACAUGAACAGUUUUGCAAACCUGUACCUUCCACAUAGCUGCAAAGUGAAGUGAACCAAACCUACAGUAUAAUCAAACACACAGCCUACACACUCACUCUGUUAAAAGCUGUCUAAUUGCUACUGGAAUGUAUUGUUUCAGUUUUUUAGAUGGAGGUGCAAAUACAACAUCUGAGUUGACCAAUACCAAAAUUCUACUUUUUCUUU